Messenger RNA from Stegastes partitus (bicolor damselfish), 3026 nucleotides. RefSeq lists its product as uncharacterized. The record is from RefSeq and is a predicted model, not a curated record. Bases 240 to 2738 code for a protein of 832 amino acids. NCBI's taxonomy places the organism in Eukaryota, Metazoa, Chordata, Actinopteri, Pomacentridae. The transcript has 2 exons.
ACCGCACACCCGGACGUGUUCCGACCCACCGGCACACCACCAGAGGGACCGGCUCCGGCACUACACGGCUGAGACGACGCAGCCACCAGGAUGCUAUCUGCAGCUGGAAUCAGCUCCUGAGAUGUUGUUCAGGGCACGAAGCUGUUGAUGUUUCACCUCAUCGGCCUGCAGGAGACUCGACUGGACUUCACCUGGCAGAACCCUCCACAGCUGGUCCGUUUUGGGGUUUGGACGCCGACAUGGAUGGCAUUGACGACUGCUACGUCUGGCAGCGGCGCAUCGCUCACGGCACCCGGCAUCAGAAAGGCGCCGUUCCCUUCCCGGAGUCGGUUAAGAUCGGCCUGGAGUUCAACGCGGCGCUGGAGAGGAAGGACAAGCUGGACCGGAGCCUGCUGACGAACGGCGUCAUGCUGGAGAUUUCUAACUUCGCCAGGACGGUGACCAAGUCCGAGAAGUACUUCCUGUUUGAGAUGCUGGAGUUCAACUUCGACCUGGGCGUGGACGUGGACAACGGCCAGCAGUGCUACGCCUACUCGCUACGAGUUCACAACAAGAUCAAGCAGCUGAAGGAGCAAAUCAAGCUGAAGGCCAGCAGGUGGAAAGAGGUGUUUACGCUGCCAGAUCCGAGCUUCACGUCGGCGUCUGCAGGGUCGGAGGUGCUGAGGCAGUACUUCCCCAAACACAACACAACUGUGGACGUGUCACUGCUCAGCGACAGCAGCCAGAACCGCCAGAGGGCCGACAGCAGCAGCUCCCACCUCACCAGGAAACGAGGAGUCCGGGCCAAGCGAACAGAGGAAGCAUAUCCUUUCUGCGCCGCACUCGGCGUGACUCUGGCCGUCAGACCGAACCAAGCGGCCAAACAGAAGCUCGACCAGAACCUCCUCACCAACGGGGUGAUGCUGGAGCUGCUGGACUUCUCCAGAGAGCUGUGUGGAACGCACACCCGCAUGGUCUUCGACUUGGUGAAGCAGAACUUUGGUUUCGAGAUGAACAAACUGCUGUUCCGAAUGCAGCUCAACAGGACGGUGGAGAGAAGGAACACCUGCCUGACCGCCGAGGACAAGGACGCCUUCUGUAAGGAGCUCUUCAGAUUCCAGCCCGAAAAGAAACGUGCCAAGAGGAAAAAACCUGAUGCCGAUGAGCAGGAGGUAGAAAUCCUGACCAGCCGGAGGAGGCGGACGCUGAGGCAGAGGAGCGACGCCGGAGAGCCCUGGGAGGACGACGACGACCUGUCCUACAUGUGUCCGGUUGACUCGGAGCCAGAAACCAUGUCAGGAGCAUACGCUGGGCCAUCAGAUGUGACGCUGGACAUGUGUUGGUCAGACGCAGAAACAGACUUGUCAGAGAACGUAAAGCAGGAAGAGGAGGAAGUGUUCAUCUCGCCGACGCUGCUGCAGAGUCCCGGCUACAAGUCUGAGGGUCUGAGGUCAGACGCAGAGAAGGAGAAGCUGUGGCAGAGACGAGCUGAUCGCACAAACAAGAUCCUGACGUUCACUCGAGUCAACGACCUGUUUGUCCACUGCAGACAGAUCGGUUUGGACUUUAACGUUGGUUCUCACAAGAAGCAGAACUUGGAUCUGCGGCUGUUCACCAACUGGGUGCUGUGGGAGGUCUACAAGUUUGGAACAGCCAUGAAAAACAGUUUACGCCAUUUCUUACUUGAGAUUCUGCACAACAACUUCCAGCUCCCGCCCCAAGACGAAGCACAGGAGCGUAACUUCCUCAUUUACAUGGCGACAAGGGAGAGGGUUCUGCAGAAACACAGCGACAGGCAGAACAUGGAGUUCCUCUGCAGGCCUUUCAAGUUCCCUCAAGUUUACAACGUGAGCAGCAGCUUGAAAGACGUGACGACGGAGCAGCAGGAGGUCCCGCAGGCCGCCGACGAGACGCAUCCCUUCUGUAAAAUGAUCGGCCUCAACCUGUGGUCGACUGGGGAGCGUCCAGCCAAUCAGAAGCUCCACCUGGCCGUCCUGACGUCAGGUGCCGUGAUGGAGAUGUUCAGCUUCGUCAGGCUGCUGCGUGGAAACGUCCACGACACCGUGAGCGACGUCCUCGAGCACAACUUCGAUCUGGACCUGCAGAGCGGUCGCACGGAGGUGGCACAGGUGAUCCAGAGGUGGUUCAUGACUCAGCAAAGCCUGAUGAAGAAGCAGCGCUUCUUGAAGGCGAACAGGUGGUUGAACACGGCCGUCCCCCUGAGCCGACCGUCGCUGAGCGGCAUCGACCCAAACACCGACGACUCUGAGCCCGACAGCAAACCUGUGAGUGGAGGCGAGCAGCAGCAGAACAGGGCUUACAGCAUCUGCCAGCAGAUCGGACUGGACCUGGACAUCAGCCGUAAACCAGAAGCCAAAGCAAAGCUGGACCUGCAGGUUCUGACCAGGGCCGUCCUGUUCGAGGUACACCAGUACGUCGAGCAGAACUGCAACCGCUACGUUCCCGCUCUGUACGAGAUCCUGGAGUACAACUUCGACCUGAGCUCUCAGAGCCACCGCAGGGUGGAGUUCGCCUGGUCCAUCGCCUCGCAGGUCAUCGCCAUGGCAGCCAAACACGGCAGGAGGGGAGGAUACCUGGACGCCGUGUUCCAGCUGCCCUUCGAGGGCGGCGAGGCGGCGCAGGUCGGCUGCAAAGACGAGCCGCAGGACGACUCGGACCAGCCGGACCUCAGCGAAGAUGCCGACGUCAUGUUUGUCCGUAAACUGAAGCCCGUCGACAUCGAGGUGGAGAUCGACUAGCUGCUGGACACCACACUGUAGAUGCAGCCCCAGGUCAGAACUCUGUCGGUCUGUGGAUGGUUUGGCUCAUGAGAACCUUCUAGAACUGGAGGUAAUGACAUUUAAAAGCUGAAGUCACAGCGUGUGCACAAGUGUUGCUUUAAAGAAUCCCUGUUGGUUCAUACAGGGCUUAGUUCUGUCAGUGUCUGGCCUUCGUGAAUGUGGGGUUUAUUGUGGCGCUGCUGAAUAACCAAUCUGAUCAUCAGUCUCUUCUAGCAGGAAAAAUAAAGUCACGUUUUCACCAACUGA